AUGGAGGUUUGCCUUUAUUUUCCUUUUGCUCUUGCUUCUAACUUAUCUAGCGUGGCUCUAGGGUCCACACCUUCAAGCAGGAUCUACGAGGGUCAUUGGGUUACUAGGUUGGCCUUAUCCUAUGAGGUCGACACUAGUGGGAUGGUCCCUAUGCCUAUCCAGGAGUUGAGUACUAUCGCUCUCGGGAAGAUGCAGGUGUUGGUUAGGGAGGUAGGGCAGUUGUGGAGGAUUCCGGAGGACGACAUCGUGGAGCUGAUUCAGCAGAUGGAGCAGGAGGACAUCCCUUUGCCUGCCUUCGUGAGGCAUCAGAGGCCUAGAUACGCGGAGCCUGGUCAGCUGGAGACGAUUCUAUGUGAUGUGAUGCAGUAUCUAAUUGCUGCAAAGGAGGAGCAUCGUUGGAUUAUGGAUUUGGUCUCUGCGAUGAUGCGACAUCUAGGGAUGGACCAUCAACCUUUUCCUAGAGCGGGUCCUUGUGUUUACCACCUUCUUAGUCAUAGGGCGUCGGUCAUGAUGGUGUCGGUCCUUCAGGCCCUCUUCCCAAAGAUACUGAUGAUGAUGACACGGAGGAUGAGGAGGCUAAGUACGAAAGCAGCGAUAAAUAGGUUGAGGGUUUUUUUUUGGGUUUGA
Messenger RNA from Lactuca saligna, 627 nucleotides. The record is from the annotation of a GenBank genome assembly. Lineage: Eukaryota; Viridiplantae; Streptophyta; Magnoliopsida; Asterales; Asteraceae.